UCCACACACAGAGACAGACAAACUAGAAAAACAAACAAGGUUUCUGUCAAAUCUAGGAUAACCCUCAUCAUAUCAUCACUCAAUCUCAUCUGCAGGAGGGUGGACCCAACCCCAUCAAGGGUUGUCUUUUCAAGAACCCCAGUUAGGGUUUUAGGGUUAUAUAUAAAUCUGCUUAAUGGAGAAGGAAGAUAAUUACACGGCUUCAUUGCCACCAAGUUUUCCAGGUUUAGACUAUUCGCCGCACGUUGGUCAAACGUCUUGUGGGAAUACCAAUCAGAUGGUUGAUUACAUGGUUAACGGUCAUCCCACGGCGGCGCCGCCGCCGCAGCCACCGCUUGUUCCUGGGUUUUGUGGUGGUGGGUCGACGUCGCUCGACAAGCUGAGCUUCGCCGACGUGAUGCAGUUUGCGGAUUUCGGGCCGAAGCUGGGGCUUAACGAGGCCAAGGGUUCCGAUGAGGAGACCGGGCUGGACCCGGUUUACUUCCUAAAGUUUCCGGUGUUGAAUGAGAAGGUGCAGGGAGGAGAUGAGCAGUUUAAUGAUCAAGAGCCCGGCAAAGAAGGCGGUGGGAGUAAAGAGGACGGCGGCGCCGCUGCCGCCGCCGCCGUGCAGUUGAGAUUUCUUGAUGAAAAUAUUGAGAAAUACCCGCCGGCGGCCGCCGCGGAAGGGAAUAAAGGGAAGAGAAAGCGGCCGAGAAUCAAGACGAACGAGGAGGUUGAGAGCCAAAGAAUGACGCACAUCGCCGUCGAGAGGAACCGCCGGAAGCAAAUGAAUGAACAUCUUCGCGUCUUGAGAACUCUCAUGCCCGGCUCCUAUGUCCAAAGGGGAGAUCAAGCGUCAAUAAUAGGCGGAGCAAUAGAGUUCGUGAGGGAACUGGAGCAACUCCUGCAAUGCCUGGAGUCCCAGAAGAGAAGGAGGCUGUACGGCGACGCUCCUGCAGUGCGGCCAAUGGCGGCGGCCGGAGACUCAUCAACAUCAUCACUACCACCAAUCCCGCAGCAGGAACAGCCGCCGUUUUUUCCCGAAUUCGAGGCGGCGGCGGCCGGAAUAUGCGAGGAGACGGCGGGGAGCAAGUCGUGCCUGGCGGAUGUGGAAGUGAAGCUUUUAGGGUUUGAUGGGAUGAUAAAGAUACUUUCAAGGAGAAGGCCCAGCCAGCUGAUCAAAGUCAUUGCUGCACUUGAAGAUUUGCAGCUUAGCAUUCUUCACACCAAUAUUACUACAAUUGAGCAAACCGUUCUCUAUUCCUUCAAUGUCAAGAUUUCAAGUGAAACGAGGUACACAGCUGAAGAUUUAGCUAAUUCGGUCCAGCAAAUUUUCAGUUUCAUUAAUUCAAACAGCAUAUGAUAUGAUAUAUGUAAUUCCCUUCUAGCUAGCCAGAAUUACACAAGUAAUUAAUCACUAUAUCACUUUUGUAUCUUUAAUUUUGUUCACAACUUAAUUUGUCACACUAUAUAUUCGUGUUAUGUGUGUUGGUGA
Molecule: messenger RNA, 1474 nt
Organism: Ipomoea nil (Japanese morning glory)
Lineage: Eukaryota; Viridiplantae; Streptophyta; Magnoliopsida; Solanales; Convolvulaceae
Product: transcription factor FAMA
Exons: 5
Coding region: 176-1342 (388 amino acids)
Biological process (GO): positive regulation of DNA-templated transcription; stomatal complex development; guard cell differentiation
Cellular component (GO): nucleus
Molecular function (GO): DNA-binding transcription factor activity; protein dimerization activity
Source: RefSeq, a predicted model, not a curated record